AUGACUGUCACGUCGAAAAAGGAGGAGGAUGAAGAGGAGGAAACUGGAUAUCUGGGCCCGGUUUCCCAAACGCGUCUUAAGGCGUCCAAUGGUUCUAACGGUGAACUUGGCCAUAAGAUGGUUUUGAGAAACCAUUCCCUGAUUAACACUAGAGAGAGACCUGACUAUCGUGGAUCAUCUGGAGAGCCUCAACAACAUCAUGAAGCUGACGAGGCAGAGAAGAGUCUCUCCAGAUCAGAACAAUUCAAGAAACACCAGCGGAAAUCCACAGGAAAGAAACCUCACUGCUGCUCUGACUGUGGGAAGAGUUUCACCUCUUCAACAGACCUUAAAAGACAUCAGAGAAUCCACACAGGAGAGAAACCUAAUAGCUGUAAUCAAUGUGGAAAGAGUUUUAGUGUUACAAGCAGCCUGAAAGCACACCAGAAAACACACACAAGAGAGAAAUCUUAUAGCUGUGAUCAAUGUGGGAAGAGUUUUGUUACAUCUAGCAUUCUGACUACACACCAGAGAACACACACAGGAGAGAAACCUUAUAGCUGUGAUUGGUGUGAGAAGAGUUUUACUACAUCUAACCAGCUGACUAUACACCAGAGAAUACACACAGGAGAGAAACCUUACCACUGCUCUGACUGUGGAAGGAGCUUUGUUUCUUCCCAAUAUUUAAAAUCACACAAGAGAACACACACAAUAGCGAAACCUUACCACUGCUCUGACUGUGGAAAGUGUUUUGUUUCGUCACAAUACUUAAAAUCACACCAGAAAACACACACAGGAGAGAAGCCUUAUAGCUGUGAUCAAUGUGGGAAGAGAUUUAGUCACUCAAGCAACCUGAUGGUACAUUUAAGAACGCACACUGGAGAGAAACCUUUUAGCUGUGAUCAAUGUGGGAAGAGUUUUACUUCAUUUAGCCAGCUGACUAUACACAAGAGAACACACACAGGAGAUAAACCUUACCACUGCUCUGACUGUGGAAAGAGUUUUGUUUCCUCCCAAAAUUUAAAAUCACACGAGAAAACACACACAGGAGAAAAGCCUUAUAGCUGUGAUCAAUGUGGGAGGAGUUUUACUCACUCAAGGAACAUGAUAUCACACCAGAGAACACACACAGGAUAGAAAUCUUGUGGCUGUAAUCAAUUCAAGUUUGAAUCCCCGAUCUGACAUGGUACAAAUCUGUCGUUCUGCCCCUGAACAAGGCAGUUAACCCACUGUUCCUAGGCCAUCAUUGAAAAUAGGAAUUUGUUCAUAACUGGCUUGCCUAGUUAAAUAAAGGUGAAAUUAAAAACACAUUUUGGAAGAGGUUUACUCCUGAUAGCCCACCAGAGAACACACACAGGAGAGAAACCUCAUAGCUGUGAUCAAUGUGGGAAGAGAUACUCUGAUAAAAGAUCUCUGAUUAAACAUCAGAAAAUACAUAGUUGAAGGAGUUGUUUCAUGAUAUCACUGAAAUAAUGUCACAAUGUCUUAACAUUAUAGUAGGAUUAUUUUAAUGAUGUCACAAUGUAGAAUGUUUUAACAUUGUAGUAUGAGUAUUUUAAUGAUGUCACAAUGUAGAAUGUUUUAACAUUAUAGUAGGAGUAUUUUAAUGAUGUCACAAUGUAGAACGCUAAACAUUUGCCCCCUGUUCUAUUGAUUUCAGCAUGAUAUGGAUAUUAGCCUCAUUGGGAAAAAUACAGGCUCUGAAUUGAAAGAGUACUAUUUAUAUGAUUAACACAAACACAAAUAAAGUGUUGCGUUUCACUUCCCGCGUUGGCGACCUACUUGAAUCAAACUGACACAUUUUAAAAUGUAGCUUGCUGUUUUCUACAAAUUAACCUCUAAACAGUGAUGUACACAUUAUUCCCACAUUCCGUGUGGUGUUUGAGCUGUUUUCACAGAACGUGAAACCUCAUCUCUCUCGCGCAAUUGAUUUCAACGUGAUAUCGAUAUGAGUGAUGAUGAAUAGGUGAUGCGUUUCUCUUAGUUUUGGGGACCCCUAGAUUUAAAUGCAUCCCUCCGAAAUGUAGCUGACUGUUUUCUGCAGGUUGUCGUCUAACCAGCGAAGUAAAAGAUAUCUCCCAUUUUCAUGUGUUUGUUUAAAUUGUGUUAGUUUCAACAGCACUUACAACCUGAUUUCCCCCCUAAUUGAUAUCAGUGAUGUAUUUGCUACUUGUCAAAACAACAGCGUUGUUGGUACUUGUGCUGUUUAUAAGGUGCUCGUUUAAAAUAAAAUACAAGAGAUGUGAUUAACAUGUGGAACAUGUUUGUUUCGAUAGUAAACAUUAUGUUUAGGUUUUCAAUGUAUCACAAACUGUUUCUGCACAUUGGUUAUUGAUUUUUACACGUUAAAAUCGUUUUGACAUCGGGCUUUCCCACCUGUCAAAAUGUUGUUGAAAAGACGUUGAAAAUAAGCCUAUUAUGUCCAAUACAUAUGAACAAAGGGGUGUAUAUUCGGUUUUUAUAUUUCAUAAUAUUUCAAUGUAAUGUAACAUUUAGUAAUCACAAUUUAUGCGACUAACUGAAUUGUAUUGCUACAAUUAUAUUGUUUACAAAGACUGUAGUAAAACUAGCUUAUAUUUCUGGUUGGACAUUACAUCCUGUUCUUACUAUGUUAAUGUCUUUUCCUUAGAAUACUCAUUAGUCUUUCAGUUUUUAUUGUUAUUCUUUAAUUUUUCUAUGCACUUAUGUUUGUUGUGUUGUAAAUAUUUAAGUUUUUAUGUUCAUAGUUUCUUAUUACGUGUGAAGAGCAUUGUGUUGCAUCCAUGUUUGAAAUUUUCUGUAUAAAUAAAGCUUGAUUUGAUUUGAACAUA
Oncorhynchus masou masou (cherry salmon) is the source of this 2789-nucleotide messenger RNA. Its product is annotated as gastrula zinc finger protein XlCGF17.1-like. The record is from RefSeq and is a predicted model, not a curated record. The transcript has 2 exons. Bases 1 to 1116 code for a protein of 371 amino acids. Gene Ontology annotation, molecular function: DNA-binding transcription factor activity, RNA polymerase II-specific. NCBI's taxonomy places the organism in Eukaryota, Metazoa, Chordata, Actinopteri, Salmoniformes, Salmonidae. Gene Ontology annotation, biological process: regulation of transcription by RNA polymerase II. Gene Ontology annotation, cellular component: nucleus.